This is a messenger RNA of Pediculus humanus corporis (human body louse), 1245 nucleotides long. RefSeq lists its product as uncharacterized. The transcript is spliced from 7 exons. The record is from RefSeq and is a predicted model, not a curated record. The coding region runs from base 1 to 1245 and encodes 414 amino acids. Lineage: Eukaryota; Metazoa; Arthropoda; Insecta; Psocodea; Pediculidae.
AUGGAGGGACGAAUUUUAAAGCAAAUGCCAGCUGAAUUAAGGGUUAAAAUGGAUGCAUUAGUUCAUGACCUGACACAAGCAUUAGAAGAAACCUCUUGCCCUAAUUCUGUUAGAAUUAAGGUUGGAGUUCGCAGAAGAACUAGAUCAACAGGGAACAUAGCACUUACAAAUCAAAGGACAACUCAUAGUGAUGAUUCCAUUAGUGAAAGAAUUUAUGCAAAAGGCAAAGAAUUUUCUAGUUUUUUACAAAGUGAUUCAGAUGAGGUUUCAACAAAUUCUCAAAGACGAUUGCUUCCAUAUCCAUUACAGAAAAAAGCAUCUCAUUUUCAUCAGAAUCAAAAUUUUGAAUCAGACUCUGUUAAUGAAAAUUUUUCUCCAUUCCGAACUGGCACAAGACGCAAAAGAAAAAUGAAAAGAAUGGAUACUGACAAUGUUGACAAUCAAAUGAUUCUUUCCAGCUCACCGAAAGCAAUAGGUAGAAUUCAAAGGCCAAGCUUUAUGUUCCAAUUAGUUAGUAGAAAUGUCUUGCCAGCAGCCGGUCCAAGCGGAAAAAGAAAAAGAUCAUCACGAGACAAAUGUCUCGAUUUUGAAAUGGGAAAUAGUUUGCCUAUGUCUUCUAGAUUGCAUAAAGAAGCUAUGGAAUUGGACAAGGAUUUAAUGAGUAGCUCAAGUUUAUCAAGUUCUGAAAGUGAUGCAGGAGUUUUUACAAAUGAUGAAGGGAGAGAAGGAGAUGACGAACAAUCUGAUUGUUUUGGAGAUCCAAGAAGAGAUGAAGAUACAGAUUUAGAACCGGAAGAUUCAGCUCUUCAAACAAUAUUAAACAGAUCUUUAGAACAUAUGUCAACAGAUACAACUCAGGCUUAUAAAGAAAGAGUUGAAUGGCUUAAAGGAAAUUUUGGAGCGAGAGAAAUUCGUGGUGGAAGGAGAAGGGUUCGUACAGAAAGGCCAGGGUUUUCAGUGUUAACAUCUGCCAAUGAAAAGUUAUCGAAAUUCCUUCAAGAUUGCGAACAAUUGACUCUCAAACUUCAUCCGAUGAGCCAAGAAGAGAGAGAGCAAUUAACAUAUCUUGUCAAUUUGUAUUCUUUAAACAUGAGGUUGGAAUUGACGGAAAAUGGUGAAAGUUGUCCAAUUAUAUCAAAAACAAGUAAAACUCCUCAAACUGUCCGAAUCGAACAGGUGACGAUGAACAUAAACGAUUUUAAAAAAAGAAGAAAAAGUCCACAGUGCAUCAAUUUAAGUGUAUAG